AUGCGUGAGAUCGUGCAUAUUCAAGCUGGUCAGUGCGGCAAUCAGAUCGGAGCCAAAUUUUGGGAGGUGAUUUCCGAUGAGCACGGAAUCGAUCCUACGGGGACAUACCACGGAGAUUCUGAUUUGCAACUAGAACGUAUCAAUGUGUACUACAACGAGGCCACUGGUGGAAAAUAUGUACCACGAGCGAUUCUGGUCGACUUGGAACCGGGUACAAUGGAUAGCGUACGGGCUGGUCCAUUUGGUCAACUUUUCCGUCCGGACAAUUUCGUGUUCGGACAAAGUGGAGCCGGAAACAAUUGGGCCAAAGGACAUUACACUGAAGGUGCCGAGUUGGUCGACUCUGUUCUCGAUGUGGUCCGCAAAGAGGCUGAAUCAUGUGAUUGCCUCCAAGGUUUCCAACUGACUCACUCUUUGGGUGGUGGGACCGGUUCAGGAAUGGGCACACUGUUGAUUUCCAAAAUCCGUGAAGAAUAUCCCGAUCGGAUAAUGAACACAUUCUCUGUGGUCCCCUCACCAAAGGUAUCUGAUACCGUUGUAGAACCUUACAACGCAACACUGUCCGUGCAUCAGCUGGUAGAGAAUACGGACGAGACCUAUUGCAUUGAUAAUGAAGCUUUGUAUGAUAUUUGUUUCCGCACCUUGAAACUGACCACUCCCACCUACGGUGAUUUGAAUCAUUUGGUGAGCGCCACCAUGUCCGGUGUGACUACCUGUCUUCGUUUCCCUGGUCAAUUGAAUGCCGAUCUCCGCAAACUGGCCGUGAAUAUGGUUCCCUUCCCCCGAUUGCACUUCUUCAUGCCCGGAUUCGCACCGUUGACGAGCCGUGGAAGCCAACAAUAUCGUGCGUUGACCGUGCCCGAACUGACCCAACAAAUGUUCGACGCGAAGAAUAUGAUGGCUGCGUGUGACCCGCGCCACGGUCGCUACUUGACUGUGGCCGCCAUGUUCCGUGGUCGAAUGUCCAUGAAAGAGGUGGACGAGCAGAUGUUGAAUGUGCAGAAUAAGAACUCGAGCUACUUUGUGGAAUGGAUUCCGAAUAAUGUGAAGACUGCGGUCUGCGACAUACCACCUCGUGGACUGAAGAUGUCGGUCACUUUUGUCGGCAACAGCACCGCUAUUCAGGAAUUGUUCAAACGUGUCUCGGAACAGUUCACCGCUAUGUUCCGUCGCAAAGCUUUCUUGCAUUGGUACACCGGUGAAGGUAUGGAUGAGAUGGAAUUCACUGAGGCCGAGUCUAACAUGAACGAUCUGGUUAGCGAGUAUCAGCAAUAUCAGGAUGCCACGGCCGAGGAAGAGGGUGAAUUUGAGGAAGAAGAAAAUGAAGAAGCUUAA
Echinostoma caproni is the source of this 1335-nucleotide messenger RNA. The record is from the annotation of a GenBank genome assembly. NCBI's taxonomy places the organism in Eukaryota, Metazoa, Platyhelminthes, Trematoda, Plagiorchiida, Echinostomatidae.